Hylaeus volcanicus is the source of this 937-nucleotide messenger RNA. RefSeq names its product sperm flagellar protein 1-like. The coding region runs from base 1 to 834 and encodes 277 amino acids. The transcript has 6 exons. The record is from RefSeq and is a predicted model, not a curated record. NCBI's taxonomy places the organism in Eukaryota, Metazoa, Arthropoda, Insecta, Hymenoptera, Colletidae. Gene Ontology annotation, molecular function: microtubule binding. Gene Ontology annotation, biological process: regulation of cytoskeleton organization. Gene Ontology annotation, cellular component: axoneme.
AUGUCAGAGUGUUUAACCACUUAUAGAAAAGUACAAUACAAGACUAAUGAUAAUUUUAGAACUGAAAACGAGGCCGAAUUGUGGGAUUGGCUUGAUAGCAUUCCUUUGUCCAAGGCUAGAAAGCACUUGGCAAAGGAUUUUUCUGACGGAGUACUUUUAACCGAAAUCAUUCAUCAUUUUAAACCGCACUGGGUAGACCUUCACAAUUACUCGCCUUCUAAUGCAAGGCAUUGUAAAGAAGAUAAUUGGAGAUUAUUAAACUCACGAGUGCUUAAUAAAAGGUUCGGCCUUAAUUUGUCCGAUUAUCAAAUUGAAAAUUUAUCAGCUGGUGACACCGACAUGGUGGAAUCUUUACUACGUUUUAUCAAAAAAAAACUUGAGACACAUAAAUUUUACGCAUCACUUCCUCGUGCUUGUAUCAUACCAAACAAUAUCACUAAGUCUUCUUUAAGACAGCGAAAGGAUACCCUAGUUUUAAAAGACGAUGCCAAUUGUUUUCAUCCGUCAGAUCAAUGCCACUUAUACAAUUCUGUUUUAAAGCAAGCGUUACAAGAUGAAUUUGGGUAUGAAUUUAAUAGGCCGGAAUCUCAGUGGGAAAAAUUGUUACCUCAUGAAGAUUUACAGGAAUGGAAUGAUUUGAAAAAAAAAACUAAGAGCGUCCUAACUCAGCUUUUAAACGAAGAGAUAACUAUGAUUCCUUCGAUGGACUUUAGUCACAAUCAAGCUACUAUUAUACUUAAACAAUUUCAGCUACAAAAGCAAAAAAUCGAGUCCCUAGAAGAGCUUUUGAGACUUAAGGAUAUCAAACUUUGUGCUUAUGCGUCGUCUUGUUGAGAAACCUUGUUCCCCGACUAAUGUCAAUCAAUUUUAUUUAUCCAAACCGUUUUAUGGUCUUAUGCGUCUGUUGUAUGUCAUCUUUAACUUGGUUGCAAGCAAG